AGGGAAAAGAUGGCGGCGAUGGCAGUCGGAGGUGCUGGUGGCAGCCGCGUGUCCAGCGGGAGGGACCUGAAUUGCGUCCCCGAAAUAGCUGAUACACUGGGUGCUGUGGCCAAGCAGGGGUUUGAUUUCCUCUGCAUGCCUGUCUUCCACCCGCGUUUCAAGAGGGAGUUCAUUCAGGAACCUGCUAAGAGUCGGCCUGGCCCCCAGACACGAUCAGACCUACUGCUGUCAGGAAGGGACUGGAAUACGCUAAUUGUGGGAAAGCUUUCUCCAUGGAUUCAUCCAGACUCAAAAGUGGAGAAGAUCCGAAGGAACUCUGAAGCGUUGGAAGUGCAGUUUAUCAUCACGGGAACCAACCACCACUCAGAGAAGGAGUUCUGUUCCUACCUCCAAUACUUGGAAUACUUAAGCCAAAAUCGCCCUCCACCCAAUGCGUAUGAGCUCUUUGCCAAAGGCUAUGAAGACUAUCUGCAGUCCCCACUCCAGCCUCUGAUGGACAAUCUGGAAUCUCAGACAUAUGAAGUGUUUGAAAAGGACCCCAUCAAAUACUCUCAAUAUCAGCAGGCUAUUUAUAAAUGUUUGCUAGACCGAGUACCAGAAGAAGAAAAGGAGACAAAUGUCCAGGUACUUAUGGUGCUGGGUGCAGGCCGGGGUCCUCUUGUGAACGCGUCUCUUCGGGCAGCCAAACAGGCUGAGCGGCGGAUCAGGCUGUAUGCUGUGGAGAAGAACCCCAAUGCUGUGGUGACGCUAGAGAACUGGCAGUUUGAAGAAUGGGGGAGCCAGGUGACAGUUGUCUCAUCAGACAUGCGGGAAUGGGUGGCUCCGGAGAAAGCGGACAUCAUUGUCAGUGAGCUUCUGGGCUCCUUUGCCGACAACGAGCUAUCACCUGAGUGUCUGGAUGGAGCACAGCACUUCCUGAAAGAUGAUGGCGUGAGCAUCCCUGGAGAAUACACCUCCUUCCUGGCUCCCAUUUCCUCCUCUAAGCUGUACAACGAGGUCCGUGCCUGUCGGGAAAAGGACCGUGAUCCUGAGGCACAGUUUGAGAUGCCUUAUGUGGUUCGGUUGCACAACUUCCACCAGCUCUCUGCUCCUAAGCCCUGCUUUACCUUCAGCCAUCCCAACCGAGAUCCUAUGAUUGACAAUAACCGCUACUGUACCUUGGAGUUUCCUGUGGAGGUGAACACGGUGCUUCAUGGCUUUGCAGGCUACUUUGAGACUGUGCUUUUCCGGGACAUCACUCUGAGUAUCCGCCCAGAGACUCACUCUCCUGGGAUGUUCUCAUGGUUCCCCAUCUUCUUCCCCAUUAAGCAGCCCAUCACGGUGCACGAAGGCCAGAACAUCUGUGUGCGUUUCUGGCGAUGCAGCAAUUCCAAGAAAGUGUGGUACGAGUGGGCGGUGACGGCCCCUGUCUGUUCUUCUAUUCACAACCCUACUGGCCGCUCCUAUACCAUUGGCCUCUAGCCCUGCACACAGUGUCAAAGCCUUGGAAGCAGCUCUGAAUUCUCUUCCUACAGCACAGAAGGUGUAGAACAUGUGCUGGUUCAGUUCAUCAGUGAGACCCUCAGCCGCCAGAGAGAGAUUCAGUCUGCUUUCCUACCUAAUGUCAUGGUGGCCAACGGGUAGGNGUUCCAGGACUGCCAGGCAUGGUGGUGCAUACUUUUUAUCCCAGCACUCCAGAGGCAGAGGCAGAUGGAUCU
Mus caroli (Ryukyu mouse) is the source of this 1697-nucleotide messenger RNA. The record is from RefSeq and is a predicted model, not a curated record. Lineage: Eukaryota; Metazoa; Chordata; Mammalia; Rodentia; Muridae.